AUAAAGUCCAAUGUGCAAUAUACAUGUGUACAUACGUAGGUAUAGAUAUUGAUUGUUAUGAUAUACGGUUGACAUGUGCUACUGUUAUCAGUCGUUCUCCGAUCUCCACCUGCGCUGGUGUUACUGAGUCAAGCAUAGACCGAGGUAUUAUGAGCAGAUCCGGUGACAUCGUGCGGUGAGAACCAAUCAUCCAGCAACGAUGCCAGUGCUACGCAACGCCGACCACCCCGCCCACUCGCUGACGGAUUCCGUCGCAGCACGGUAUGGAGUCGCUGUUCUCGGCUCUUGGGCUGCUGAAGCUGCAACAUACCCAUUCGACUUGACGAAAACAAGAUUACAGAUCCAGUCAGAAGUUGCUGCAGCCAAACAUGGAUAUAAGCUAGAAAAUCACGGUAUGAUUAAGACAGCGGUGGGUAUAGCGAAGCAGGAAGGUGUUACAAAACUCUGGACCGGUCUGAUGCCCAUGUUCCAACGCCACGCCAUCUACUCAGGCUGCCGGCUCAUCUUCUACGAGCAUUUCAGAAACUACUUCAAGGAUGAAAACGGAAAAGUGUCGCUAGGAAUAGCUUCCGUGGGUGGGCUAGCGGCAGGGGCCUUGGCGCAGCUGAUCGCGUCUCCCACAGACCUCGUGAAAGUACAGAUGCAGGCUGAAGGCCGCCGGGUCUUGCAGGGCAAACCACAAAGGUUCACCAACUGCAGGGAUUGUUACAAGAUGCUGUAUAAAGAAGCCGGGCUUAGAGGGUUUUGGAGAGGAGCUGUUCCAAACGUGCAACGCGCUGCCCUAGUGAACAUGGGUGACUUAGCAGCAUACGAUUACACCAAGCAGUUCUUAAUGCGCGAGUUCGGUAUGGCGGACAAUGCAUUGGUUCACGCAGCUGCUGCAUUCACCGCUGGCUUCGUGGCUGCCGUACUUGGCACGCCAGCUGACGUACUCAAAACCAGACUUAUGAACCAACCCGUUGGACCGGAUGGAAGGGGCUUGUCGUACCGAGGCAUGAUAGAUUGUCUGCAGCAGUCUGUGAAGAAUGAAGGCAUAUUGUCUAUGUAUAAGGGUUUCCUGCCACUGUGGAUGAGACUGGGACCCUGGGCUCUCAUCAACUGGAUAGCCUUCGAGAACAUCAUGCUGGCUAUAGGGGGGCAUACAUUUUAAUUAUAUUUUGGCGGAUUGGAAACGUAGCCAGGAUGAACAAGAUUUAUGUAUACUUUUUCAGCUACUCUAUUUAAAUUUUGUUCUGCAACCGACAUAAUGGAGUCAUGAAUGUAUUGAAUACUCAGAAUAAAAAAGAUGUUGCCAUUGAGAAAAAACCGACUUGAAAAACAAAGUCCAAAAAUGCGUUAUUCUUUUGGACUCUGGUGUUACUGUCUAACGAUUGGGCAACCUUUAUGCCCUUUUGAUACUGAUAGCAGUAUAAAAAUGUGUGACCAAGUACUUAUUCUGUACUUAAAUAUCUUUUUUAACGCUGGCUACGUUCAUAUACCUCUCAGUUCCUGACUAUUUAGCUUGUAAAGUCUUGGGUAUGGUCGUGGUGCUAGUUCUUAGCUAGCAACCUAGUAACUAACAAUAUUCAAUAAACCAAAUAGUGAGAUGAAUCGAAAAUCUCAAACGAUUCAGGAUCCAGUAUCAUUACUAUACAUAGCUGUAGAUUUGCUUAAGUUUUAAAAAAGAUGUCAGAAUUCUAUCUCUAUUACCUAAAUCAAAAGUCGGGGGCGAAAGUCUGGCUUCUCAUGCAUGGUGAUAGUGCGGGUUAAAAACCUGACAAGUACCAAUGUAAACAUUUCCGAGUUAUAUUUACUUUCCCUCACCUCAUUGACUUACGGU
Molecule: messenger RNA, 1819 nt
Organism: Spodoptera exigua (beet armyworm)
Lineage: Eukaryota; Metazoa; Arthropoda; Insecta; Lepidoptera; Noctuidae
Source: the annotation of a GenBank genome assembly